Molecule: messenger RNA, 705 nt
Organism: Phytophthora nicotianae INRA-310
Lineage: Eukaryota; Oomycota; Peronosporomycetes; Peronosporales; Peronosporaceae
Exons: 1
Coding region: 1-705 (234 amino acids)
Biological process (GO): intracellular protein transport; vesicle fusion; vesicle-mediated transport
Cellular component (GO): SNARE complex; membrane; endomembrane system
Molecular function (GO): SNAP receptor activity; SNARE binding
Source: RefSeq, a predicted model, not a curated record
AUGAGCUUCGCCGACUUCGCUGCCAACGGGUCGAUGCCGCCGGCUGCCGGCCGCAACAUGUCGUCCACUGCGACCCUCUCGUUACCUUCAUCUCAGGCGCGCCAGGCCGUGGAGGGUGCUACUUUAAAGCUAGAGCAGUUCCAGCGCCAAGUUCUCGCCAUCAAGCGCGCGUCCACCGCCUCUGGCUCCGUGGACGAGGAUUUACACGACCGUAUCCGCUUCGCUUGUCUGCUUCAAGAAGAAAUCGCCAAGGCGCUGGCCCGUGUGCCCGUGGACGCCGCCAACUCGCUCAUUAAGCGGAAAUUGUGCAAAGACUUUGAGAGUAUUUCAAACCAGCUAGAAACUGCUGUAUUGCGGGUCUCAGCGCGUGAACAGGAGCAGCAACAAGCGCUCAAGGAUCAACAACAGGACGGCCGUAUCGUAGCUGAGCACCAGGGCCAAGUCUUCGAGUUCGCAGAGCUUGAGAACGAGAUUGCACACAACGAGGCGCUGAUCGAGGAGCGCGAGCAGGACAUCAAUAAGAUUCACCAGAGUGUGGCACAGGUCAACGAAAUCUUUAGAGACUUGGCCGCCAUUGUGCAGGACCAGCAGGGAGCUAUCGACGAUAUUGAGACGCACGUGCACGAGAGUAUGCAGCAGACGCAGCAAGGUCUGGACGAGGUCAAGAAAGCCUCCGAUGCACAGGGAUACUGCACGAUUCAAUAG